Messenger RNA from Phycodurus eques (leafy seadragon), 3128 nucleotides. RefSeq names its product zinc finger protein 335-like. Gene Ontology annotation, cellular component: nucleus. Gene Ontology annotation, molecular function: DNA-binding transcription factor activity, RNA polymerase II-specific; RNA polymerase II transcription regulatory region sequence-specific DNA binding. The coding region runs from base 1 to 1869 and encodes 622 amino acids. The record is from RefSeq and is a predicted model, not a curated record. The transcript has 8 exons. Lineage: Eukaryota; Metazoa; Chordata; Actinopteri; Syngnathiformes; Syngnathidae. Gene Ontology annotation, biological process: regulation of transcription by RNA polymerase II.
AUGAAGCGUGGGCCGAGCGUGUUACGGCCUCCUCUUCCUCCUCUUCCUCCUCCUCCUCCGCCGGACGCGGUCCGGCGACACACGCGGGCGGCUCACCGGCCGCCGGGGACGCGCGCGACCGGUUCGAGCCCCUUCCUGGCGGCGACCUCGCUCUUCAGCCCUGAUGUCAGCAGCAAGAUGGCGUCUGACCUUCUCAUUAGGCUGUCAGAGGCCACCCAGAAGGCCCAGGUGCUCCCUGGGAGUCUAGCGGAGGGACGAGGCGGGCAGCAGGAGGAGCCGGGCCUGGCCCUGUCCCCCGACGGGCCCGGGGCCAGCCCCGAUCCGCCCUCGCUCACGCACACGCCCGAGGGGGACGCCGCCGGCCACACGCUGGCUUCGGAUCUGCUCAGGAAACUGGCAGAGAGUCAGCUCCUGACCCGGCCCGACGCGAAGGUCAAAGAGGAAGAGGAGAGCGUGGAAAUCGACACGCCCAGGAUGUCCGGUGUCAUCCGUGAGCGACCAAUAACAGACGUCCGAGGCCUGUCGUCUCCAAGCGACGGGGCUCACCAUCUUGUGGCCGUCAAAAGAGAGCACGGCGGGGCGGCGGCGACGGCGCAUCCGCAUCUGGACGGCGUUCUUCCUAAUGUUCCGCUUGGCGUCAAACAGGAGGAGCAGGAGAUCUCCGCGGCCACUUUGGCGGAGCGGAUUCUCCUCAGUGGAAAAAUGGAGGAGGAGGAGGCCCGACCCAGGUUGUUCUCGGGGGUCGCCGUGGAGGAGCGGCAGUUCUUCGGUGACCAGUUGUGUUCCGGAGCCAAGAUGGCGGAGCAUUGCCUGCGUGCGGCGCUGUGGCAGGACAUGUCUGUCAACCUGGCGUCCACGCUGCUGCACCAGCUCUCAGAACGGGUCGCAAAGUCCAGCGGUGCGCCGGCACAGUGGACCGCCCCCCCCGCCAGGAGCAGUCCAGUCGUGAAGGCGGAGCCAGCCUGGUCCUGCCCUUUGCAGCCUGCAUAUGGAAAUCCAAGCAGCCCGCCGGGAAGCGUGAGCUUCUUCUACAGGUGUCACGUGUGCGGCUUCGAGACCGACGGGCGCCUCCUUUUCCGGACUCACAUGACGGAGCAUCGGCAGCAGGAGCGCGGCUCUUUCUCGCUGCGCUGCUGCGUGUGCGACCACUCCACCAAUCAGGAGGCGGCCAUGAGGGCGCACGCCAACAAGCACUUGCUGGGCGGAGCCAUCAGAUGCCCCCUCGCCCUUCCCGCUGGCGGCGGGCCGACAGUUGCCACGGCAACCCCGCCGGAGACGAGCACCUCGGAGCAUCGCUGCCGCAUCUGCCAGAGGUCGUUUCCCGGGCAACCGGAGCUGCUGGUUCACUUCCAGGGUCAUCGCCAAGGCAACCAGUACCGGUGCGAGCGCUGCGGCCACCUGACGCGCACCGCCAACAAGCUGGUGGAGCACGUGCGCGUGCACACGGGGGAGCGGCCCUUCACCUGCCACCUUUGCCCUUACAGCGCCAAGCGGCGGGACAGCCUGCGCCUGCACUGCAAGGUCAAGCACGGCGCGCACGCCGCCGCCGCCGCCUCCUCUCACACCCCCGGCAACGUGCACACGCACCGCUCCUACGUGCACGCAGACAAUCCCAGCAAACACGUUCGGCGGCUGCACACCAGCGUGCCCUCCUCCUCCUCCUCUCCCCACCUUCCUCUUCAUCCCUCACUGUGUGAGCUCGCAGGGUGGAGGGAUUUGUCUCCUCUUGUGCCCAUCACGACACUCCUCUCGCUGAAGCCUCACGCGAGUGCGCCCCCGCCCUCCUCCUCCUCCUCCUCCUCCUCUUCCUCUUCCUCCUCCGCCAACAAACAUUCCUUCCUCGGCUACCUUGGCCUGGCAUCUUCGUGAACGUCUUCUCUCUCGUCCUCUCCUCCUCCUCCUUCUUCUUUCUCUCACGUCUCCUCCUCCGGACUUGUUGACUCCAAUGGAUGUAAAGCUCCCGCUUCCACGUUUGAGAAUGUCAAACAGUGACGUGCUGAACGUCGACGGCAUCGUAGUCCCCGCCGCCUGCUUUUAGCUAAUCACUACAACUCUAGCUCAUCAAGACUCAUUUUCUUAUAAUUAUCACCUAUUAUUAUCAUUAUUAUUAUUAUUACUACUAUGCGUUGUCCUUCAGAAACUGCCAGCUUCCUAAACCCUUGCCAUCUUCACAAUGGUGAUGUUAUGGGACCAAAACUGUAAAUAUUCUCAUGAGGUCAUUUGCACCUCUAAAUGUAUGUUUUUGUUUCAUAGCCACAGCUAACGAACAUUAGCGAUUAAUAUGAGGGAUGCACCGAUAAUCGUACUCGAGCUUGAAAAAAUGGCACUGACGCUACUUUACCGGCUUGAGAUAUACACCUUCCGGGUAGGUGGAGUAGGAGCCAUGUCAGCCGUGUGGAGAGCUUUAAGCUAAACACGGAUCACGACACACUUUGUUAGCCGCAAUUGAUGCCCUGCAAAAUGGAUGACGAACUCCGCUAUGCAGCAAUCUUGGAUUUCUUUUUACUCACUGUCGUUUGUCAUUACCACACAGACGUAACAUUGCCCUCAUCCCUACUUUUAUAUCCACCAGACUCUGCAUUCUACUUCUUGUUCUUCGACGUCACUCCUUUUACAUAGUGCCCCUAGUGUUCCAACUGAGACACCACAGAACUGAGAUGCCUUGUGUUCCAGGCUACAUUGAAGUGAAAUUUGGGGCAAGACUUUUUGGAAAAACAUGUAAUUGGAUGCUCAAGAAAAAUGUGUGUUUUGUACAAUAUUUAGUUAAGAUAAAACACAUUUAUAUCACAAAUGCAAGUAAUAUCAUAAUCAAGUAUUGGCGAAUACUCAAACGUAAGUACUUGUACUAAAAAGUGGUAUCGGUGCAUCCCUAUAUGUGCUUGUUGCCCGAAUGAAGUGCAUGAAAAUGUAUCAAAGUAUUAUUUUUUUUUGCCAAACCAAAUCUAAAUCACAGCUGCAGUAUAUUUUGUCUUUCAAAUGUUUGCUUUCUGUGUGUUACUUCACUUGAUUUGCUUGCGUAAUAGUUGUGUUGAUGGACGUUCUGAAGGACAAAGAUGCUCUUUCUGAUCUUUGUGUUGUAUAUAGCGACCCAUGUGCACUUUGUUGGCUUGCUGACGCAAAAAAAAAAA